Hordeum vulgare subsp. vulgare (domesticated barley) is the source of this 3177-nucleotide messenger RNA. RefSeq names its product ubiquitin carboxyl-terminal hydrolase 8-like. The record is from RefSeq and is a predicted model, not a curated record. Bases 88 to 2742 code for a protein of 884 amino acids. Lineage: Eukaryota; Viridiplantae; Streptophyta; Magnoliopsida; Poales; Poaceae. The transcript is spliced from 12 exons. Gene Ontology annotation, molecular function: cysteine-type deubiquitinase activity. Gene Ontology annotation, biological process: protein deubiquitination.
CCAAAACAAAAGGCAGCAGCUGCCGAGCGAGCAAACCACCACCAGCUCACUCGCGCACGCAUCCCAGAUCAGAGAUCCCAUCUCGUCAUGGCCACCGCCGCCACCGCCUCCGCCCCGGCCUCCGCCUCCACCUCCGCCGCCUACGACGCCCCCUCUGCCUCCUCCUCCUGCCCCGCCGCCGUCUGCCUCGUCCCUUUCAGGUGGUGGGCGGGGGUGCGCGAGGAGGCGGCAGAGGAGGGCGGGGUCCGUUACGCAGCCACGCCGGCGGCCUCACCCUCAUAUUAUGGCCUCAGGCUUCUCCACAGCUUCCUCCACCCAGAUCUCGUGCUGCGCCUCGACCGCGGGGAGUGCCGCGCCAGCGCAACCUCGGGAGGGAGCCGCAGCUACGCACUCGUCCCGGCGGACGAGCUCUCGCGAGCGCUCGCCAGACAGAACUCCAGUUUGGCAUUGCAUAAUAAACAUUCGUUUGCUGAAGACAGUGCUGGUGCUUAUCCUUUGGUGCUUAGAAUUUCUGUGCGUGAAACAAGCAUUUUGACUGUUAAAAUCAGCAAGAAGGAUAAUCCAGUUGAUAACUAUAAGCGGGCAAACAAGAUGUUUAACAUUGAUUCUCAACCAGUUCAUGUUUGGGAUUUUUCAGGGCAGACAAAUCUGAUUUUAAUGAAUGAGUGGAAUAGAUCACAUCAAGACUAUUGCCAUUCAGAGCAAGAGAAUCUUCUAGAAGUUCAAGUCUAUGCAAUGUCUGAUUCCUUAACAUUCAAGAUUGGUGGGACCAGCAUGAAUGUUGAUAUGUCCUGUGGCAACUUUGGAAGAGUUAGCGCUAUGGGGUUAAUCGGACUAGAAAAUCUCGGGAAUACUUGCUUUAUGAAUAGUUCAAUCCAAUGUUUGGCUCAUACAACAAAGCUUGUUGAUUAUUUCCUCGGAGAUUAUGACAGCGAUAUAAAUCAGACAAAUCCCCUUGGACUGAAUGGGGAACUUGCCUUGACAUUUGGAGAAUUGUUGAGAAGUUUAUGGACGAAUGACCGAAAUACAGUUGCACCACAUAACUUUAAAGCAAAGAUUGCGUGCUUUGCUCCUCAGUUCAGUGGCUUUAAUCAGCAUGAUUCACAGGAGCUUCUUGCUUUUUUAUUGGAUGGUCUGCAUGAAGAUCUUAAUCAGGUAAAAUACAAGCCAUAUGAAGAAGCUAAGGAUGCAAGUGGCCGUCCAGACGAAGAAGUAGCUGAUGAAUAUUGGAGGAACCAUUUAGCCCGAAAUGAUUCUGUAAUAGUUGAUACCUGCCAUGGACAGUAUAAGUCUACAUUAACUUGUCCUACCUGUAGUAAAACAUCUGUCACAUUUGACCCAUUUAUGUACUUAUCUUUGCCUGUACCUUCCAUGGCAAAGAGGACAAUGACUGUGACAGUUUUCAGCACUGAUGGUAGCAGAGAGCCAUUUUCAUAUGAUGUCAGUGUGCCAAAAUUUGGCACUCUUAGUGAUCUUGUUCAGGCUCUGAGUGCUGCUUGCUCACUUGGAGGCGAUGAAUCCCUGCUGAUAACCGAGGUAUAUAAUAACUGCAUCAUCCGAUACCUGGAGGAGCCUUCUGAUUCAGUGUCAUUGCUGAGGGAUGGAGAUAAAUUGGCAGCAUACCGGCUACCAAAACAAUAUGAAAAAUCUCCACUUGUGGUUUUUACACACAAACACUUUGCUGAGCAUUCUGGUGUUGAUAAUUUUGUAACUCCACAAAUGAAGGAUUUCGAGGCUCCACUUUUGGCACCACUUCCUGAGCCAGUCAAUGGAUUGACUCUUCAGGAAAUCUAUCUGAAAUUGUUAAAUCCAUUUCGAUUUUCCAAGACAAUUAGUUUAUCUACUGAUUGUGGAAGGGGCAGCAGUGACUGUGCUGUCUACUUGAUGGAUGCAGCUGGUGACUGCGCUGUUAAUUUAAUGGAUGUAACACCUUCCAGUUCAGAUGGUAAUGUCCAUAGUGCUCAACUGGAGGAUGGGCCUGAAAGAAAUCAGUGCAAUGAUAAUUCUUGUGAAGUGAUGGAAGGAUCUAGUGAGGCAUACUGUGGGGAAACAGAUGUUUUUGACAAGGAGGCACAGACGGAACAGUUUGGAUUUUAUUUAACAAAUGAACGGGAUGAUGUUCAACGCACAAGAAUAGAAAUGAAUGAUCUUGAUUUACUUGAUACAACACCAAGCCGGCUACAUGUCAGUGUCAAUUGGCAACAUAGUGCGUCAAAGCAAUAUGAUAUCUCAAUGCUUAACAAUCUACCCGAGAUACACAAGCUUGAGGUUAUUCUAAAAGGAACCGAAGAUUCUGUUGCACUACAGGGUUGUCUAGAAGCCUUUCUAAAAGAGGAACCAUUGGGACCAGAGGACAUGUGGUACUGCCCUUGCUGCAAAAAGCAUCAGCAAGCGAUGAAGAAAUUAGAUCUCUGGAGGCUACCUGAAGUUCUGGUCAUCCAUCUGAAAAGAUUUUCAUAUACCCAGUUCACAAGAAAUAAGCUUGAGACAUUUGUAGAUUUCCCCAUUAGUGAUUUGGACCUGUCAUCAUAUAUUGCCACUGAGAAUGAACAACCAAACAAGCAUUAUCGUUUGUAUGCCAUUAGCAACCACUAUGGAAAUAUGGGAGGUGGACAUUACACAGCAAGCAUCUGUCAAGAAGGCAAGGGAUGGCACAAAUUUGAUGAUGAAUGUGUAACACCCAUAAGCGAGGACAAUAUAAAAACAGCUGCCGCAUAUGUUCUGUUCUACAGACGAGAGUGAAGCACAGCUCCUGUACAAAAGCAUUGUUCACUGGAGUUGUAUAGUGUCUGGAUUUUGCCUAUAUCUCUUUUGGACAACAUUUUGGCACUUGAAUCUCUCAAGCCACUAACACAUACAACAGCGUGUACAGAUUCAGUUGCCAACAGGAGAACAAAAGGACCUGGCUAAUGGAAUGCAUUGUUCUUUUUUUCCAACCAACACACCGUAAUUUUUCCGUACAUGAAUUGGGCCCACGGUGUAAACAUGCUUCAUUUGAGCAGCAAUAUUCUUUCUUUUGUCAAGAGUGCCAAGUGAUGUAACAGCUCUGUAAAUUAACUCGUGUGACAUGUUGUAGAGCUGUCACAAGAUUGACGCUACAGCCACUCCCCACUGUGUUGGAUAGUUGGUCUAUCCAUGAGCCACCGGCAUUACGAAAAAUGCAACAUAUUUUCGUGA